CCUAUCUAAUUUCACAAUGUCCAAGCCGACCAUUCCCCAGAAUGACAACGUCGCCCACGCCCUAGCCGGCGCAGGAGGCGGCCUCUUGUCCAUGGCCCUGACCUAUCCGCUCAUUACCCUCUCCACCCGCGCCCAAGUCGAAUCCAAGCGCGCCGACUCCCGCUUCCUCGACGCCGUGCACAAGAUCGUAGCGCGCGAGGGCAUCUCGGGCCUCUACUCGGGCCUCAACUCGGCCCUCUUCGGCAUCAGCAUCACCAACUUCGUCUACUACUACUGGUACGAGUGGACCCGCGCCUUCUUCGAGAAGGCCGCCGCCCGCGCCGGCCGCGCCGGCCGCAAACUCACCACCGUCGAGUCCAUGAUCGCCGGCGCCCUCGCAGGCAGCGCGACCGUCAUCAUCACCAACCCCAUCUGGGUCGUCAACACCCGCGUCACCACCCAGAAGCGCUCCCUCGCCCCUUCCUCCGAGGAGACCAAGGGCAAGGCCAAGGCCAAGCUCGGCGACGAGGAGGAGGCCGGUUCCGAGGCCAAGACCGACGGCGCCCCUUCCGUUGACAAUCCGAAAAAGGUGAAGCGUGCCGGCACGCUCGGCACCCUCAUGGCGCUGCUCAGGGAGGAAGGACCCCAGGCCCUCUUCGCCGGCGUCGUCCCCGCCCUGGUGCUGGUCAUCAACCCCAUCCUCCAGUACACCCUCUUCGAGCAGAUGAAGAACGCCGUCGAGAAGAAGAGGCGCGUGACCCCCGCCGUGGCCUUCUUCCUCGGCGCCCUGGGCAAACUGUUCGCCACCACCGUCACCUACCCUUACAUCACUGUCAAGAGCCAGAUGCACGUCGCCGGCAAGGACGAGAAGAAGAAGGGCGUCUUCCAGACCAUCCGCCGUGUUGUCGGGGAGGAAGGUUAUCAGGGUCUUUACAAGGGCAUCGGACCCAAGGUCACCCAGAGCGUCUUGACCGCUGCCUUGCUCUUCGCCUUCAAGGACGUCCUCUACGAGCAGACUGUGCGUCUUCGCAUGAAGGCCGCCAAGAAGGCUCUCGCUGCUUAAGCGUGCCCCUUCUAUUUUUACGUGAUCGCGUAUCGCGACCCCGCUCAAGUAGCCUCAGAGCUCGGAAUACUUUAAGACGAGCUGCCUACAGUGCUAAGAAUUCUUGCGAAAGAAUCCCCCCCCAGGGGAAAUACCAGUGGGAAGUCCUUUUUAUGAUGUAUCAAGAUAUUCUUGUCAAAAGGCACCUUACCUUAGGCAAGCGAUGUAGUGGGGGGG
This is a messenger RNA of Sodiomyces alkalinus F11, 1258 nucleotides long. Its product is annotated as mitochondrial carrier. The transcript has 3 exons. NCBI's taxonomy places the organism in Eukaryota, Fungi, Ascomycota, Sordariomycetes, Glomerellales, Plectosphaerellaceae. The record is from RefSeq and is a predicted model, not a curated record. Gene Ontology annotation, cellular component: peroxisomal membrane. Gene Ontology annotation, molecular function: NAD transmembrane transporter activity; ADP transmembrane transporter activity; FAD transmembrane transporter activity. The coding region runs from base 17 to 1042 and encodes 341 amino acids.